This is a messenger RNA of Symbiodinium natans, 693 nucleotides long. Lineage: Eukaryota; Dinophyceae; Suessiales; Symbiodiniaceae. The record is from the annotation of a GenBank genome assembly.
AUGAUUGGCUCACGAUAUGGCUACCACUGGGGAGCGGAUCGCGUGGUUCCUUGGUCGAUUUUGCAAACGAUGCCAGACGGAUAUGUGUGCUCUGUUUGGCACACCCCGCCGCCAUUGCUGACUCCGGACAACAUUGUCUACUCUGAGUUUUCUGCAUCGUAUCCUCAUCUAACCCAUGUAGAGACGUUCUGUGUAGUUCGCGAUCCAUGGGUCCGCAUGAUCAGCGAAUUCACAUGGCAGCUCGAGAACCGCGACUGGCUGCGCAGAUUUGAAGGCCAACAUCGCCAAAAGUCGUGUGUGGGCGUUCGCAUGCCUCUUCUUUGCAACAGGGAUGACUUCAAGGAAUCACUGCGUGCGCCUCGUUAUUCCUGUGAUUGCCACUUGUUGCCACAGUGGGCCUUUGUGGAAGAUGGCGGCGUAACAUUUUGCAAGCACGUUCUGCCAAUUGAGAACUUGUCUGCAAGCUUCAACGACCUCAUGGAAAGCCUUGGAGAAAUCGCGCGGCUUCCACCAGGCAACUGGUGGAAAUACAAUCGUGGCAAAGCAUGUGCUUCCUUGUUGAAGUUCUUGCCCACAGACGAGCUGUACAAUGAAACAGCCCAGCAGGCCAUGAGAGAACACUUUGCCCUUGACUUCCUGCAUUUGGGCGACUCCAGUCGAAGUUCUGUCAAAGCGCAGGCGAUGCCUGCAUGA